CAUAACGGCCAAGCUGUAUUCCUAAUUUGGCUUGAGAUGGGCGGGUGCUGAACACUCGUAAUUUCCCUUCUUUUUAACUUGGGCGAAGUUGGAACUGGUGCGUAAAUCGUGGUGCCUCAGGCGUAGCCCUCAGGAACUCUAUUCGAAGAACACUGACAUCAAGGAAAGUUUUGGACAAAGCCAAAGACCUCCACUGUCUCUCCAGGACCUCCCCUGUAAGUGCUGUAAGUGGUCAAGACCCGUGUCCUGAUAAUGCCUCUGGUCGUGAUGCACUCCUCUCCGCUGCUGUGGACGCGCGUGCUGGCCAUGGUGUUCGCCUGCGUGGCGUUCAGCGUGGCCAUCCACGGCGCGAUCAUCAUGGAGCAGCCGGCGGGCGACUGGUGCCUGUUCAGCUGGGGCUUCAGCUUCGCCGGCACGGCCCUGGUGCUGCUGGUGGAGCUGUGCGGCCUGCAGGCGCGCAUGCCCGUCUCCUGGAAGAACUUCCCCAUCACCUUCGCCUGCUACUCCUCGCUCUUCUGCCUGUCCGCCACCGUCAUCUUCCCGCUGUACUUCGUGAAGGGCGCCGGCACCGGCGGCCAGGCGCACGACUACCGCGUGGCGGCGCUGGUCUUCUCCUGCCUGGCCACCGUCGCCUACCUGACGGAGGUGAGCAUCAGCAAGGCGCGGCCCGGCGAGGUGGUCGGCUACAUGGCCACCGUGCCCGGCCUGCUGAAGGUGUGCGAGACCUUCGUGGCCUGCAUCAUCUUCGUGUUCAUCAGCGACCCCGUGGCCUACGACGGCCACGCCGCGCUCAAGUGGUGCCUGGCCGUCUACUGCAUCUGCUUCAUCCUGUCCGCCGUCGUCAUCGUGCUGUGCGUGGGCGAGUGCACCGGCUGCCUGCCCUUCCCCUUCGCGCGCUUCCUGUCCGCCUACGCCUCGCUCGCCGUCCUGAUGUACCUGUCCGCCACCAUCAUCUGGCCCAUCUUCAAGUUCGACAGGAAGCACGGCGGGAUCCCCACGAGACCCAGCUCGUGCGGCCGCUCCGCGGGGCUGUGUCAGUUCGACAAGCUGAUGGCCGUGGCUGUGCUCACGGGCGUCAACCUCAUCCUGUACGUCGUGGACUUGAUAUACUCUGCCAGGCUGGUGUUUGUUGCUGUUUGAGUCAGAAGAACAGACAGAAAGAGAGAAAGAGAAGGGGGGGAGUAAAAGAUGAGAGAAAAGAGAAAAGAAUGAAAAGACAAAGAGGGUUAUGAUAGACCAAGAAAAAAUCAGAGGAACUCGGAAAUCACUGUUAUUCCAUGUUUUACCAUUUAUCAGUAUUUGAUCAGAAAUCAGUAGUUGCCAAAGUUGCUCUCACUUGCAUCAUAUGUACCAAAGAACUACACUGAUCAUUAAGAAGUAUUCUAAAAUGGAGAUGAAAGGUGCAGCUAUAAUUUCAAUCCUUUCAAUAUUCACAUGGCGCAAUAAAAAAAAAAACUUGAAAAAAUGAAAUGAUCAAUAAUACUUACCAUGAAAAACUGUUCCUAAAACUGACUGCUUAUGCAAGCACUGCUUUUAAUGGUGUUCUGUGGCCAUAUGAGCCAUAUCAAAGCUGAUUUUUUUUUUAUUUCUAUCUGUGGAGAUGGUGCUUAUAUAAUACCAGUGUGCACCCCUUUUUAGUGCUCAACUGCUGUGUUAAAAUAGAAUUUUGAUGAAGUAACCCAACACAAUAUAACAUGUUCAAUAAAUUGUAGCUUUUAUAACUUGAUUGUAAUGCAUCUCUACACAUCCACAAUCUAUCUGCACAUGGUUGGACAAGCAACUAUUUGAGAUAAACAUGACUUCAUCAGUAUAAUCAUGAAAGCUUGAAUCCAUAAUGUACUCAGUACACAUAAUGCUUGUUUCAUACAGUAUAUGGCUACAACCAAAGUAGUGCACACGAGAAGAAAUUAGGUGAAAGCUGAGAUAUUUUGCAAUGUGUUUUGUGUGGUAGUUUCUGACAUGUAGCUGUACGUGUUUUGUAUGCAGGACUGCUGCAGUCCCUAUGUGCCUAUAUGAAAGUAUUACUUAGGUUCACUCUAAGAGACCACACAGUUUGGGAGUUAUGAUUAGAUGUUUACUCUGUGUCUCAAUACAGAACCUUUGUAAAGGUUUGAGUAUACUGCAUCAAAUGUAUGGGAGAAUUAUGACUCACAUUGGAAUAAAUAAUAUGAAUGCACAA
This is a messenger RNA of Sardina pilchardus (European sardine), 2179 nucleotides long. It is a transcript of the gene myadmb, whose product is annotated as myeloid associated differentiation marker b. The coding region runs from base 253 to 1140 and encodes 295 amino acids. NCBI's taxonomy places the organism in Eukaryota, Metazoa, Chordata, Actinopteri, Clupeiformes, Clupeidae. The transcript is spliced from 2 exons. The record is from RefSeq and is a predicted model, not a curated record. Gene Ontology annotation, cellular component: membrane.